Molecule: messenger RNA, 16405 nt
Organism: Owenia fusiformis
Lineage: Eukaryota; Metazoa; Annelida; Polychaeta; Sabellida; Oweniidae
Source: the annotation of a GenBank genome assembly
UCUUCUGCCCUGCUGUCGAUCGCACUUUGGAUUUCGAAACUUUAGAAAAGAAAAACGUAAAAUAUAAAGGAUUAAAAAAAACAUUUCGGGCAAUCGAAAAAGUUGCGACGUUACGCAUUCAAACGUCAAACAAGCAACAUUUGAAUAAGGACAUUUAUCACAUUUUUGGCUUGUGGCAGGAGGCUGAUUUCGACAGGGACGUCUGACCUACUACUCUUAUAGGGUGUUCUAGAAUGAGGACGCCCCUUUUGCUGUUAUGCCUAAGUGCACUUUUGUCUUAUGCAACAGCGCAAGUAUAUGCAGAAUGUAAGACUUCUCAAGAAGGAUGGGAGUAUUUAGGGGAACAAUCCCAAACGGCUAUGGGUCGCCAAUGUCAGAGUUGGAACUCCCAACAUCCGCACCAACACAACCAUAACGACCCAAGUCGGUUCCCUGACGCCACAUUGGAAAAAGCAGGCAAUAAAUGCCGUAAUCCGGACAGAAAUAUUGGCGGCCCUUGGUGCUUCACCACGUCAGCAGUGCGCUGGGAAUACUGUAACAUAUCCUUCUGUGAGGUAUGUAAUACUACAGCAGCAUGGCAAUGUGUCAACGACUUUGGUGACCACGUGUCACAGGCUAUGGUCAGUCCUUGUACCAGUCUACCUCAAUUCUGCAGAAGCAUUCCUGAAACUAUUAACUGCGUUUCCGAAGCGUUAUUCGGUUGUUCAACUCUACAGCGAACUACAAUAAAAAAUACUUUAGAAUAUGUACUGAAGGCUAUAGGUGACAGAUGUCCAAAUGAUACUGAUGUUACACCACCCCCAACGUGUGUGCCUCCUACAACUCCCGCACCCACUACAAUAGCAACAACUCCUCCCCCAACAUGUAAGGUAGAAAUAGCAAGUGGGUGCAUGGUGAACGUCAGCGAGAAGAUUAUAGGAGAAAUUAUCAACCCAGGACAGAACAAUAUAUGCAGUGAAUACUCGGCCUCAGUCAAAUGUGUCCUUGACUCUGUGGCAACAUGCCAUCCAAACUGGGGUAUCAGGUUUAAUAUGACCUUGGAGGCAACUUGGGAUCAAAUCAAAGGCAGAUGUGAAGGACCUACCCCUACAACACCUGCACCCUGUCCAACUGAACCACCAACUUGCAAUGCAACAGCUUCAUUAAGAUGUGUAGCAGAAUUUAACAGACGAAUACUAAACGUGGUGGGUGGCCCUGAUGAAAAUCUGAGGGCCGUAUGCGAUGAGAGAACAACAGCAUUGAGAUGUGUAAAAGAGGCAUAUGUCGGAUGCGGCCCCUGCUAUGUUGGACGUAUAAACGCCAGUCUUGACUUUGUCUUCAAAACGGUACAAAAUUGCUGCGCAGUCGUUGAACCAACCACAACUAAAGCUCCAACAACUACUCCACAGCCUACACCCCCAACAACAACAAGCCCAGACUGUAAAAUAUCAGAAGCCAGUCGCUGUUUAGUUGAUAUCAGUCAGAGAAUAAUUGCUGAGAUAAUCUUACCUGGAAACCAGAGUGCCAUUUGUAGUGAAGUUUCUACAACGAUCAGAUGUGUCCAUGAAUCUGUUGCCUCAUGUCAUCCUAACUGGUGGGCCAGAUUCAACAUGACAUUAGAGGCGACAAUUUCACAAAUCAAGGGGACGUGUGAAUCACCAACUCCAGCACCAACUGCUCCUCCAUGUCCCACAGAACCACCAAGUUGUGGAGUAGAUGCAAGUGUCAGAUGUGUAGUGGAAUUCAAUGAGAGAAUACUGAAUGUUGUUGGAGGUCCUGAUGGAGAUCUUGAUGCAGUUUGCAGAGAGCGAGAAACAGCUAUGAGAUGUGCACUGGAUGCCUCUGCAGGUUGCUCUCCUUGUUUCUCUGGCCGGGUUAAUGCCAGUUUAGACUUCGUGUUCAGACAAGUCCAGAAUUGUUGUGCAGUAGUUGAACAAACCACAACAAAGGCUCCUACAACAACAAGAGCCCCAUCAACAAAACAACCAACACCACCUUCAACAACUAGAGAUAUUCCAUCGACUACCAGAAAACCGACAACCCAAUUAACAACACCAUCUACACCCCCGACAACAACGAGCCCAGACUGUAAAAUAUCAGAAGCCAGUCGCUGUUUAGUUGAUAUCAGUCAGAGAAUAAUUGCUGAGAUAAUCUUACCUGGAAACCAGAGUGCCAUUUGUAGUGAGGUUUCUACAACGAUCAGAUGUGUCCAUGAAUCUGUUGCAUCUUGUCAUCCUAACUGGUGGGCCAGAUUCAACAUGACAUUAGAGGCGACAAUUUCACAAAUCAAGGGGACGUGUGAAUCACCAACUCCAGCACCAACUGCUCCUCCAUGUCCCACAGAACCACCAAGUUGUGGAGUUGAUGCAAGUGUCAGAUGUGUAGUGGAAUUCAAUGAGAGAAUAUUGAAUGUUGUUGGAGGUCCUGAUGGAGAUCUUGAUGCAGUUUGCAGAGAGAGAGAAACUGCUAUGAGAUGUGCCCUGGAUGCCUCUGCCGGUUGCUCUCCUUGUUUCUCCGGCCGGGUUAAUGCCAGUUUAGACUUUGUGUUCCGACAAGUCCAGAAUUGUUGUGCAGUAGUUGAACAAACCACAACAAAGGCUCCUACAACAACAAGAGCCCCAUCAACAAAACAACCAACACCACCUUCAACAACUAGAGAUAUUCCAUCGACUACCAGAAAACCGACAACCCUAAUAACAAUACCAUCUACACCCCCGACAACAACGAGCCCAGACUGUAAAAUAUCAGAAGCCAGUCGCUGUUUAGUUGAUAUCAGUCAGAGAAUAAUUGCUGAGAUAAUCUUACCUGGAAACCAGAGUGCCAUUUGUAGUGAGGUUUCUACAACGAUCAGAUGUGUCCAUGAAUCUGUUGCCUCAUGUCAUCCUAACUGGUGGGCCAGAUUCAACAUGACAUUAGAGGCGACCAUUUCACAAAUCAAAGGGACGUGUGAAUCACCAACUCCAGCACCAACUGCUCCUCCAUGUCCCACAGAACCACCAAGUUGUGGAGUUGAUGCAAGUGUCAGAUGUGUAGUGGAAUUCAAUGAGAGAAUACUGAAUGUUGUUGGAGGUCCUGAUGGAGAUCUUGAUGCAGUUUGCAGAGAGCGAGAAACAGCUAUGAGAUGUGCACUGGAUGCCUCUGGCGGUUGCUCUCCUUGUUUCUCUGGCCGGGUUAAUGCCAGUUUAGACUUCGUGUUCAGACAAGUUCAGAACUGUUGUGCAGUAGUUGAACAGACCACAACAAAAGCUCCUACAACAACAAGAGCCCCAUCAACAAAACAACCAACACCACCUUCAACAACUAGAGAUAUUCCAUCAACUACCAGAAAACCAUCAACCAUAACAACAACACCAUCUACACCCGCUACAACAACGAGCCCAGACUGUAAAAUAUCAGAAGCCAGUCGCUGUUUAGUUGAUAUCAGUCAGAGAAUAAUUGCUGAGAUAAUAUUGCCUGGAAACCAGAGUGCCAUUUGUAGUGAGGUUUCUACAACGAUCAGAUGUGUCCAUGAAUCUGUUGCAUCUUGUCAUCCUAACUGGUGGGCCAGAUUCAACAUGACAUUAGAGGCGACAAUUUCACAAAUCAAAGGGACGUGUGAAUCACCAACCCCAGCCCCAACUGUACCCCCAUGCCCCACAGAACCACCAAGUUGUGGAGUGGAUGCAAGUGUCAGAUGUGUAGUGGAAUUCAAUGAGAGAAUACUGAAUGUUGUUGGAGGUCCUGAUGGAGAUCUUGAUGCAGUUUGCAGAGAGAGAGAAACAGCUAUGAGAUGUGCCCUGGAUGCCUCUGCCGGUUGCUCUCCUUGUUUCUCUGGCCGGGUUAAUGCCAGUUUAGACUUUGUGUUCCGACAAGUCCAGAAUUGUUGUGCAGUAGUUGAACAAACCACAACAAAGGCUCCUACAACAACAAGAGCCCCAUCAACAAAACAACCAACACCACCUUCAACAACUAGAGAUAUUCCAUCGACUACCAGAAAACCAUCAACCAUAACAACAACACCAUCUACACCCGCUACAACAACGAGCCCAGACUGUAAAAUAUCAGAAGCCAGUCGCUGUUUAGUUGAUAUCAGUCAGAGAAUAAUUGCUGAGAUAAUCUUACCCGGAAACCAGAGUGCCAUUUGUAGUGAGGUUUCUACAACGAUCAGAUGUGUCCAUGAAUCUGUUGCCUCAUGUCAUCCUAACUGGUGGGCCAGAUUCAACAUGACAUUAGAGGCGACAAUUUCACAAAUCAAGGGGACGUGUGAAUCACCAACUCCAGCACCAACUGUACCCCCAUGCUCCACAGAACCACCAAGUUGUGGAGUUGAUACAAGUGUCAGAUGUGUAGUGGAAUUCAAUGAGAGAAUACUGAAUGUUGUUGGAGGUCCUGAUGGAGAUCUUGAUGCAGUUUGCAGAGAGCGAGAAACCGCUAUGAGAUGUGCCCUGGAUGCCUCUGCAGGUUGCUCUCCUUGUUUCUCUGGCCGGGUUAAUGCCAGUUUAGACUUCGUGUUCCGACAAGUCCAGAAUUGUUGUGCAGUAGUUGAACAAACCACAACGAAGGCUCCUAUAACAACAAGAGCCCCAUCAACAACACAACCAACACCACCUUCAACAACUAGAGAUAUUCCAUCGACUACCAGAAAACCGACAACCAGAAUAACAACACCAUCUACACCCGCUACAACAACGAGCCCAGACUGUAAAAUAUCAGAAGCAAGUCGCUGUUUAGUUGAUAUCAGUCAGAGAAUAAUUGCUGAGAUAAUCUUGCCUGGAAACCAGAGUGCUAUUUGUAGUGAGGUUUCUACAACGAUCAGAUGUGUCCAUGAAUCUGUUGCCUCAUGUCAUCCUAACUGGUGGGCCAGAUUCAACAUGACAUUAGAGGCGACCAUUUCACAAAUCAAAGGGACGUGUGAAUCACCAACCCCAGCCCCAACUGUUCCCCCAUGCCCCACAGAACCACCAAGUUGUGGAGUGGAUGCAAGUGUCAGAUGUGUAGUGGAAUUCAAUGAGAGAAUACUGAAUGUUGUUGGAGGUCCUGAUGGAGAUCUUGAUGCAGUUUGCAGAGAGCGAGAAACAGCUAUGAGAUGUGCCAUGGAUGCUUCUGCCAGUUGCACUCCUUGUUUCUCUGGACGGGUUAAUGCCAGUUUAGACUUUGUGUUCAGACAAGUUCAGAAUUGUUGUGCAGUAGUUGAACAAACAACAACAAAGGCUCCCACAACAACAAGAAUCCCUUCAACUACAACACAACCAAGACCACCUUCAACAACUAGAGAUAUUUCAUCAACUACCGAUGAAGAAUCUACCACAAAAGAUGUUGCAUCAACUACAAGAGAUCCGUCUUCCUCUGCAACAACAAGAGUCCCUUCAAGUACAACACAACAGACAACCACAAUAACAACACCAAGCACCCUCGCUACAACAACGAGCCCAGAUUGUAAAAUAUCAGAAGCUAGUCGCUGUUUAGUUGAUAUCAGUCAGAGAAUUAUUGCUGAGAUAAUCUUACCUGGAAACCAGAGUGCCAUUUGUAGCGAGGUGUCAACAACGAUUAGAUGUGUCCAUGAAUCUGUUGCAUCGUGUCAUCCUAACUGGUGGGCCAGAUUCAACAUGACAUUAGAGGCGACCAUUUCACAAAUAAAAGGAACAUGUGAAUCACCAACCCCCGCACCAACUGUACCUCCAUGUCCAACAGAACCACCAAGUUGUGGAGUAGAUGCAAGUGUCAGAUGUGUAGUGGAAUUCAAUGAGAGAAUACUGAAUGUUGUUGGAGGUCCUGAUGGAGAUCUUGAUGCAGUUUGCAGGGAAAGGGAGACAGCUAUGAGGUGUGCCCUGGAUGCCUCUGCCAGUUGCUCCCCUUGUUUCUCUGCCCGUAUUAAUGCUAGUUUGGACUUCGUGUUCAGACAAGUUCAGAAUUGUUGUGCAGUAGUUGAACAGACCACAACAAAAGCUCCUACGACAACAAGAGCCCCAUCAACAAAACAACCAACACCACCUUCAACAACUAGAGAUAUUUCAUCAACUACUAGAGAUCCGUCAACCACAAUAACAACACAAUCUACUCCCGCUACAACAACGAGCCCAGAUUGUAAAAUAUCAGAAGCCAGUCGCUGUUUAGUUGACAUAAGCCAGAAAAUAAUUGCCGAGAUAAUUUUACCUGGAAACCAGAGUGCCAUUUGUAGUGAGGUUUCUACAACAAUAAGGUGUGUCCAUGAAUCGGUUGCAUCGUGUCAUCCUAACUGGUGGGCAAGAUUCAACAUGACAUUAGAAGCGACCAUUUCACAAAUCAAAGGGACGUGUGAAUCACCAACCCCAGCGCCAACUGUACCUCCAUGCCCCACAGAACCACCAAGUUGUGGAGUUGAUGCAAGUGUCAGAUGUGUAGUGGAAUUCAAUGAGAGAAUACUGAAUGUUGUUGGAGGGCCUGAUGGACAACUAGAAGCAGUUUGCAGAGAACGAGAGACAGCUAUGAGGUGUGCCCUGGAUGCCUCUGCCGGUUGCUCCCCUUGUUUCUCUGGCCGGGUUAAUGCAAGUUUGGACUUCGUGUUCAGACAAGUUCAGAACUGUUGUGCAGUAGUUGAACAGACCACCACCCAGGCUCCUACAACAACAAGACCCCCUUCAACCACACAGCCGACACCACCUUCAACCACAAGAGAUGGUCAAUCAACUACUAGAGAUCCGACAACCACAAUAACAACACCAUCUACUCCCGCUACAACAACGAGCCCAGACUGUAAAAUAUCAGAAGCCAGUCGCUGUUUAGUUGACAUCAGUCAGAGAAUAAUUACUGAGAUAAUAUUGCCUGGAAACCAGAGUGCCAUUUGUAGCGAGGUUUCUACAACAAUAAGGUGUGUCCAUGAAUCGGUUGCAUCGUGUCAUCCUAACUGGUGGGCAAGAUUCAACAUGACAUUAGAGGCGACCAUUUCACAAAUCAAAGGGACGUGUGAAUCACCCACCCCCGCACCAACAGUACCCCCAUGCCCCACAGAACCACCAAGUUGUGGAGUGGAUGCAAGUAUCAGAUGUGUAGUGGAAUUCAAUGAGAGAAUACUGAAUGUUGUUGGAGGGCCUGAUGGAGAACUAGAAGCAGUUUGCAGAGAACGAGAGACAGCUAUGAGGUGUGCCCUGGAUGCCUCUGCCAGUUGCUCCCCUUGUUUCUCUGGCCGGAUUAAUGCCAGUUUAGACUUCGUAUUCAGACAAGUCCAGAACUGUUGUGCAGUAGUUGAACAGACAACCACAAAGGCUCCUUCAACAACAAGGGCCCCAUUAACUACUACACAACCUAAGCCACCUUCAACUACAAGAGAUGUUCAAUCAACUACUAGAGAUCCCACAACAACAAUAACAACACCAUCUACUCCUGCUACAACAACGAGCCCAGACUGUAAAAUAUCAGAAGCCAGUCGCUGUUUAAUUGAUAUCAGUCAGAGAAUAAUUGCUGAGAUAAUCUUACCUGGAAACCAGAGUGCCAUUUGUAGUGAGGUUUCCACAACGAUCAGAUGUGUCCAUGAAUCGGUUGCAUCGUGUCAUCCUAACUGGUGGGCAAGAUUCAACAUGACAUUAGAGGCGACCAUUUCACAAAUCAAAGGGACGUGUGAAUCACCAACCCCCGCACCAACAGUACCCCCAUGCCCCACAGAACCACCAAGUUGUGGAGUGGAUGCAAGUAUCAGAUGUGUAGUGGAAUUCAAUGAGAGAAUACUGAAUGUUGUUGGAGGGCCUGAUGGAGAACUGGAAGCAGUCUGCAGAGAGCGGGAGACCGCUAUGCGAUGUGCCCUGGAUGCAUCUGCUGGUUGCUCUCCUUGUUUCUCUGGCCGGGUUAAUGCCAGUUUAGACUUCGUGUUCAGACAAGUCCAGAAUUGUUGUGCAGUAGUUGAAAAGACCACCACAAAGGCUCCUACCACAUCAAGAGCCCCGUCAACUACUACACAAGCAACACCACCUUUAACCACUAGAGAUACUCAAUCAACAACCAGAGGACCAACAACCACAAUAACAACACCAUCAACUCCUGCUACAACUACAAGCCCAGCCUGUAAAAUAUCAGAAGCCAGUCGCUGUUUAGUUGAUAUCAGUCAGAGAAUAAUUGCUGAGAUAAUCUUACCUGGAAAUCAGAGUGCCAUUUGUAGUGAGGUUUCUACAACAAUAAGGUGUGUCCAUGAAUCUGUUGCAUCGUGUCAUCCUAACUGGUGGGCAAGAUUCAACAUGACAUUAGAAGCUACUAUUUCACAAAUCAAAGGGACGUGUGAAUCACCAACCCCAGCACCAACUGUACCGUCGUGUCCAACAGAACCACCAAGUUGUGGAGUGGAUGCAAGUGUCAGAUGUGUAGUGGAAUUCAAUGAGAGAAUACUGAAUGUUAUCGGGGGUCCUGAUGGAGAACUGGAAGCAGUUUGCAGAGAGCGAGAGACAGCUAUGCGAUGUGCACUAGAUGCCUCUGCCAGUUGCUCCCCAUGUUUCUCUGGCCGGGUAAAUGCCAGUUUAGACUUCGUGUUCAGACAAGUCCAAAACUGUUGUGCAGUAGUUGAACAGACCACCACAAAGGCUCCUACAACAACAAGAGCCCCUUCAACCACACAGCCGACACCACCUUCAACCACAAGAGAUGUUCAAUCAACUACUAGAGAUCCGACAACCACUAUAACAACACCAUCUACUCCCGCUACAACAACGAGCCCAGACUGUAAAAUAUCAGAAGCCAGUCGCUGUUUAGUUGACAUCAGUCAGAGAAUAAUUGCUGAGAUAAUAUUGCCUGGAAACCAAAGUGCCAUUUGUAGUGAGGUUUCUACAACAAUAAGAUGUGUCCAUGAAUCUGUUGCCUCGUGUCAUCCUAACUGGUGGGCCAGAUUCAACAUGACAUUAGAGGCGACCAUUUCACAAAUCAAAGGGACGUGUGAAUCACCAACCCCAGCCCCAACUGUACCCCCAUGCCCCACAGAACCACCAAGUUGUGGAGUGGAUGCAAGUGUCAGAUGUGUAGUGGAAUUCAAUGAGAGAAUACUAAAUGUUAUCGGGGGUCCUGAUGGAGAUCUGGAAGCAGUUUGCAGAGAGCGAGAGACAGCUAUGAGAUGUGCACUAGAUGCCUCUGCCAGUUGCUCCCCAUGUUUCUCAGGCCGGGUAAAUGCCAGUUUAGACUUUGUGUUCAGACAAGUCCAGAACUGUUGUGCAGUAGUUGAACAGACCACCACAAUGGCUCCUACAACAACAAGAACCCCAUUAACUACUACACAACCUAAACCACCUUCAACCACAAGAGAUGUUCAAUCAACUACUAGAGAUCCGACAACCACAAUAACAACACCAUCUACUCCAGCAACAACAACAAGCCCAGAUUGUAAAAUAUCAGAAGCUAGUCGCUGUUUAGUUGACAUCAGCCAGAAAAUAAUUGCCGAGAUAAUUUUACCUGGAAACCAGAGUGCCAUUUGUAGCGAGAUUUCUACAACGAUCAGGUGUGUCCAUGAAUCUGUUGCCUCUUGUCAUCCUAACUGGUGGGCAAGAUUCAACAUGACAUUAGAGGCGACCAUUUCACAAAUCAAAGGGACGUGUGAAUCACCAACCCCAGCACCAACUGUACCUCCAUGUCCAACAGAACCACCAAGUUGUGGAGUGGAUGCAAGUGUAAGAUGUGUAGUGGAAUUCAAUGAGCGAAUCAUCAAUGUCAUUGGAGGACCAGAUGAGAAUCUAAUCGCCGUUUGCAGGGAGCGUGAGACAGCAAUGAAAUGCGCCAUGGAUGCCUCUGCUAGUUGUUCUCCGUGUUUCUGUGGCCGGGUGAACGCUAGUUUAGACUUCGUGUUCAGGCAAGUUCAGAACUGUUGUGCAGUUGUGGAACCUGAACCAACAACAACGGUCUUGCCCCCAGCGACAACAACAAAGAAACCAACCUCAACAGAAGUACCAACUACAACAUUAGCACCCACGACCACACCAACUAUACCAACAACACCGGCUGAAAAUUGUAAAGUCAGUGUAGCAAGUCGAUGCCUUGUUGACAUUAGCCAAAAAAUAAUUGGAGAAAUAAUCUACAGAAAUAGCAGCAACAUAUGCAGUGAAAGGGAAACUACAAUAACAUGCGUUCAAGAAGCAGUUGUAGGAUGCCAUCCUAACUGGAUAGCAAGGUUCAACAUGACACUCAGUGCCACACUAAGAGAAAUAGAUGGUACUUGUGAAUCAACUACCCCUGCACCGAUUGAUGUCCCUUGUCCAACUGAACCUCCAACUUGUGGAGUGGAUGCUGGAUUAAGGUGUGUUCUUGAGUUCAACCAAAGAAUACUUGAGAGAGUUGGAGGUCCAGAUGAAAACCUAAGAGAAGUUUGUUUGGAGAGAGAAACUGCUCUCAGAUGUGUAGCUGAUGCGUCAGUUGACUGCAGCACAUGCUUUGGUGGGCGCCUGAAUGCAAGUUUGGAGUUUGUAUUCAGAACUGUGCAACAGUGUUGCGAGGCUGUAGAGGAACCUAGUACCACUGCUCCAACGACAACAUUGGCACCAACAACAAGGCCAUUAGUUUGUGAAACCGGACGGGUUCAAGAAUGCAUCCAAGAAUUAAAUGAUCACAUCCUUGUAUGGAUCACAUUGCCCGAACAAGUUCCUAUUGAGGAACUAUGUGCCACGGCAAACAAUUCCAUUCUUUGCUAUUACAACUACACCGUGGAUUGUUCCGAAGAUGACAAGUUUCUGUUGAGAACAAUACUGGAGGUCCAACUAAGACGAUUGAAUGGUUCCUGUGGAUGUCUGGUGGAUGGAGACUGCCCGACAACCAAUCCUCCAAUAGGAAUAACAACAACAAAAUUGGAGACUUCAACUAGUCAAGGUACAACACCUAAGUCACCAAGUACAACACCCAAACCUCCAAGUACAACACCUAAGUCACCAAGUACAACACCCAAACCACCAAGUUCAACACCCAAACCGCCAAGUACAACACCCAAACCAUUAAGUACAACAACAGUACCAACAGCUCCUCCAACAACAAGGAUAUGUAGGGAAUCUGCAGUACUGACAUGUAUCGCUGAUCUUAACGCUGAGAUAUUAGCAUGGAUAGCGUUCCCUGAGAAUGGCAAUGCUGCAGUGUGUGGGCAAGCUAAUGUGACAAUCGAGUGUUACUUUGAAAAUACGGUGGAUUGUAAUGAAGAAGAGAGGGAAUCUCUUAGAGAACUGUUGAUUCUUCAAAUAAACAGACUGGAUGGAACAUGCGGAUGUCUCAUUGAACCCUGUCCAACAACUACGGAAGCUCCUUCUACCACAACAAUUGCAACAACUACCUCAACGACACAACCUCCAACCACAACAACCCUCGCUCCAACAUGCCGUGCAGAAUCAGCAGCACUUUGCAUGUCCAACUACAUUGAGGAAGUUGUUAAUGCCACUGGAAGUGGUGACUUUACUGGUGUAUGCGGUAAGAUUACAGAAGUAAGGGUCUGUUUGGAGACGAGCCUGGUACAAUGUCCGCCUGAUUUGGUGUUCAGAUACAAUCUUACAUUUGAGGCAACUAUGAACAGACUGACCUGCGAGGGAGUGACAGCACCACCGCCAACUGCAACACCCGCCCCAACUGAAAGCCCAGAGUGCAGAGUUGAUACUGCACUUAGUUGUGUACUAGACUUCUCAAGGAGAUACUUCAACAGACUGGUAGAUGGCAAUAUCACUCAAGUCUGCAAUGAGCAGAAAGCAACAAUUGAAUGCGCUCUUGGGGCGACAACAGAAUGUACUGGGGGUACCCAGGACAAGGUGAAUGCCAGUUUGGGUUUUGUUGUAGAUAUCAUAUCUACAUGUUGUGAGACACUCGUCACAACUACACCAGCUCCUACAACUACACCUACCACCACGCCAACUGUGCCCACAACAGUUCCACCAAACUGCAAGGUCCUUGAGGCAUUGAGCUGCGUGUCUAAUCACAACCAAAUAAUUCUGUCUGAGAUUCUCAAGAAGGAAGAUGGAAAUUGGACAUAUGUGUGUGGUGUUCUCACAACAGACACAUUAAAAUGUGUUGAGGAAAAUACGGCUGAGUGUCCAGAUUUCAUUGUUGAAAGAGUGAAUUCAACUUUAGAUUACAACUUUGAAUUAAUAGGAAAUAGAUGUGACCCCACAACUCCUGCACCACCAACUACAAGUACAACCACGACCACACUGGCUCCAACUACACCAACCACUCUGGCACCAGAUUGCAAGGUAGACGUUGCCAGUAGAUGCCUGGUAGAUAUAAGUCAACGAAUCAUCGCAGAAAUAAUCUCACCAGAGAAUCAAACAGCAGUAUGUGGUAUGAGGGAGACCACUGUUAAAUGUGUCAUGGAUGCAGUGGUUGGUUGUCACCCCGACUGGCAAGCAAGGUUUAAUUUAACUCUGGAGGCAACAUUGGUGCAGAUUGAAGAUUGUGAAUCACCAACCCCUCCACCAACACAGCCACCUUGUCCCACCCAACCACCAACAUGUAACACUACAGCUGGCAUUAGCUGUGUGCUUGAGUUCAAUAAUAGGAUCAUUAAUGUAAUUGGAGGACCAGAUGAAAAUCUUAGACAAGUUUGCAGUGAACGUGAAACCGCAAUGAAAUGUGUGAUGGAAACAUCGGUUGAUUGUGGAGACUGCUUCUGUGGACGUCUGAAUACCAGCUUGGACUUUGUUUUCCGUCAAGUACAGCGUUGUUGUGAGACAGUAGAAGUAACAACCACAAAAGCACCUACUACCACCUCCACACAAACUCCAACAACAACUGAAGCCUCAACAACAAAAGCCCCUACAACAAAAGUCCCAACAACAACUGUAACCCAAACAACAAAAGCCACAACUACACAGGCUCCAACUACUACCCCAACAACACCUUCUCCUACUACAACAACAACUACUAGGGUUCCUACCACCACUGCUUCACAGUGUAGAUACGCUGAGGCAAUUGCAUGUGUUGACUACCUGAAGGGUAUUAUUGAGAAUGGAUCAGACAAGGAAACAAUCUGCGGAACAAUAGAAGCAACACGGGAAUGUAUUACCAACAAGACAUUUGCCUGUGAUCAAAACUUGAUAGAUCAGGCAUGGGAUUAUUUCAAUUCUGUUGUUACAUUGGAAGUCAGGCAACAAUGCUAUGUGAAGAUAAACUGUACGGAUAUCAUAGAGAUUAUUGAAGGAGGUGGUCCUAAAUACCUGGGAGUGGAUAUUAGAACAUCUCCAACACAGAUAUGCAGAGACAAUGACCUAGACGAUGACUGUGGCGUCUCUAUUACAUUUGACCUGGAGUUAGGAGUACAACCAGCGUGCCGUAAGAAGCACAAGAAGAACAAGAGGACCACCAUCAUAUCCCAGGCAGUGUUUGGAGAUCACACAUAUGCAGAGGAUGACACAACAUGCGGCAUAAAUGUACAAGACUCAACGUGGCAACAACAUAACAGAAUUCCAAUUUAUGCAAAACUAGACAAUAGACGUGAUGGUCAUCGGAUAAGGGAACUGACAAUUGGAAUGAGUAUUGUGCAAGACACUAGAGAAUCAGAGUACAUUGAUCUAGAGACGUGCGAAAUAAACAUAAGAGACAGGUGGGAAAGACAGUGUAAAUCAGUGAAUGAUCCUCAUUUGUUCACAUUUGAUAGCUGGAAUUAUGAAAAUCACUUCGAAGGACAUUUUGUUUUGUACAAACACAAGACCCAACCAUUUGAAGUACAGGUGAUAUAUCAACGAUGCUACCAGGCCCAUGCUACAUGUAACUGUGGGGCAGCUGUUAAAGCUGGAGACUCUGUAUUUGUAGUUGAUAGAUGUGAACGCAAUAUGCUGGAUCAACCCAUAUUUGGACGUGCACAAGGAAGAUGGCACAAUCCCCCAAUGAAGACAUUUGCAUAUGUCUGGGACGAUGAAUUCACUCCUGGAGUUAGCAUCCUCAGUAAGAGUGGAGGAAAGAAAUAUAUUGUAUACCUGCCAACUGGUACAAAGAUCACAAUUGAACAGUCAUAUGGCCACUUCAUAAAUGUUUAUGUAACUGGUGGAGCUGGGGAUUAUGACAAUACAGUUGGCCUGUGUGGUACAUUUGAUCGUAACAAUUCAAAUGAACUUACCAUGCGUAAUGGUACAGUAUAUACUGGGGAGGGACAGCAGAAGAAAGGUUCACCGAAAGGAUUUUUACAUAGCUGGAGAGUACCUGAAGCCGAGAGGAUAUUUGGAGGUGUGGCCAAGACAGGCUGGCGUCCACCAAUGGUGUGUGAGUGCCAUGAACUGGAGGAUAACAACCCUUGUGGAUAUGACUACCUCAAUGAGCACUGCGACCAGAUAGAGAGAGGUACAAAAGACAUCACUGACAGACUACCCAUUGUGAACAUGGAAGACUUCCAGGGCGACGACGUAGAGCAAGUGCCAGAGCAGAUGCCUGUGAUGAUGAGGAUGCGGGUACGGAGACAAGCAGUGGAUUAUAACUCCACAGACUGGGAGGGACCAAUCAACAUUGAUGAGACAUACGACCCAGAGAACUCAACAUGGGGACCAGAAUGGGAUGAGCAAGAGGCCCAAGUAUUCUGUGAGAAGUACCUAACUGAGGAGUCUGAGUCCGGCAAGAAGUGUUACGAAUUAAUAGAGAAUGUGCAGUUAGCCAAUGACCUUGCUGGAUGUAUUUCAGAUAUCAAGUACAUAGACAAUACUACAUGGGCAGGGGCAGCCCUGGAGGCCCUGAAGGAUCAAUGUAGAGAGGAGCUGAACCAGAAUAUGACAUAUGCUAUUGUAUAUAACUAUAUAUCAUCAUUUCAGUACAUAGACAAUACUACAUGGGCAGGAGCAGCCCUGGAGGCCCUGAAAGAUCAAUGUAGAGAGGAGCUGAACCAGAAUAUGGCCUAUGCUAUUGUAUAUAACUAUAUAUCGUCAUUUCAGUACAUAGACAAUACUACGUGGGCAGGAGCAGCCCUGGAGGCCCUGAAAGAUCAAUGUAGAGAGGAGCUGAACCAGAAUAUGACAUAUGCUAUUGUAUAUAACUAUAUAUUAUCAUUUCAGUACAUAGACAAUACUACAUGGGCAGGAGCAGCCCUGGAGGCCCUGAAAGAUCAUUGUAGAGAGGAGCUGAACCAAAAUAUGACCUAUGCUAUUGUUUAUAACUAUUACAUAGACAAUACUACAUGGGCAGGAGCAGCCCUGGAGGCCCUGAAAGAUCAAUGUAGAGAGGAGUUGAACCAGAAUAUGACAUAUGCUAAUGGCACUGGUGCAGACCUCAAAGAUGACAUAUUUGACACAAUGUGUAUCAGUGAAUGUAAUGGAAAUGGUGUCUGCUCAAAUGGAACCUGUACAUGUGAAGACCCCUGGGGUGGAGAGGAUUGUUCUGUUGACACAGAGCUGCCCCCAGUUCUUCAAUAUCUCCAUUUCUUUGGGAGCUGUGACUUGAGGUCUCUUAGAAACCAGAACUGUAACUCUACGAUGGUGUAUGGUGACAACUUCCUGGAAGAUGGAGAGCUUACUUGUCACAUGGAAGUUGUCGAGGUGAAUUCCACGGGAAUGCACUCCACGGGUGACACAUACACCAUAGCUGCAGGGUUCGUAUCUCAGACACAAAUAGAAUGUUACGCCAGAGAAAGCAACACCAAGUACCUCAUUGGUGUGUCUAAUGAUGGUGAACGGUAUGACGGGAGAUUGUUGUUCAAUGUCCACGACUCUGCAUGUCACGAAUGCAAUACAUUUGAGCAGAACCCAACCUGUCUCAGAAAGCCCAACAACUGUAUUAUCAAUGGUGUGUGCUAUGCAAGUCAGGAGAAUCACCCUGGAGAUAACUGCCUCUAUUGUAACCCUAGCAACAGUUCAGAGGACUGGAGUUAUAGAACUACGGAUGGUUGUCCAUCCCCAAUAGUCGAUCGACCUCCUAGUGGGCCCUCCCAAGCAGCCCUUAUUGUUAUCAUAGUGGCCUCUGUCAUCAUUGGGCUGCUCAUCAUUGCUGCCCUUGUCUACAGGUUCUGCUUCAGGAAGCGAAGCACAAAUCACUGGGGGGCUAACUACAUCGUAAACGAGGGCGAGCCUCAGAAAACAGAAGGAUUCGGUGUUUCUAACAAGAUAUAUGGAAUGUCCAUGUACCGAGACAAGAAGAAUUUCAACACAUUUGAAGGAGAACACCUAAGCGCCAGUGGGAGCUAUCGUAGUUCAUCAAGCAGUCACUCAAACGAUGCCUUUGAUGGAGAAUCCAGUCAACGUCAACUCGUAACACCCUCGAGACCUGGGAUCAGUGACGGCACUUAUGCCAUACAGUCAACAAGCACUACUGUCAGAAGUGUGUCUGUGACUGAUGCAAAGGAAACACCUAUUGUCCAAGAUCUUAUUGACUUGUCACAGCCAGACCAGACAAAGAUUAUAACUAAGCUGUAAUUGCAAAAUCCAAAUCAAGCAAAUUCCUGAAUUCGAAAGAUAUAUACAGUAUAAUUAUAUAUACAAGGACAUUGGACAGUCAAGGGCAGGAUCACAGAUAUAGGGGUGACGCAAUUGCAAGCAGUACAUGUAUAAUUGACCUCAUG